Messenger RNA from Anastrepha ludens (Mexican fruit fly), 4412 nucleotides. Its product is annotated as RRP12-like protein. The transcript is spliced from 14 exons. The record is from RefSeq and is a predicted model, not a curated record. NCBI's taxonomy places the organism in Eukaryota, Metazoa, Arthropoda, Insecta, Diptera, Tephritidae. The coding region runs from base 101 to 4273 and encodes 1390 amino acids.
CGUUCUUUUUCGUUAGCCUAAUACAUCGGCAACACGUGUUUUUGUUUUCACAGAGCUAUUUAAGAAUUCUGCAAAAUUAAAAUUUUCAAAAUUUGAAUAAAUGGGGAAAUUUCGUUCAAAACUGAAACGCCACACAAAGGGCAAAACAUGGAGCAAAGGACAAUCGUCCACUUCAAAUCCUGAACAAAUGAAGCACCGUUUAAAAGCCAAAUCGCGUUUUUUCCAGCCAAACUUGAGCUUAGCACCACCUGAGGAAACUUCCAAUCCAAACGCACUCACUUUGAAUGCGGUGCUGAAGCAUGAUCAGCGUCUGGCUUAUAAUGCCGAGACGACUACAGUCAACGAUGUGGCCGGCAGCCUGAAGUCAUUUAGUCUGCGCGACGAUGGACUGGAAGAUGAAAGCAUGUCGGAAUCGCAACAAGGCACUUUUAAAACCUUCAAAACAUUUGCUUCCAACUAUAGUGCCUGCAGCAAUAUGAGUUUUAAAAAACUGCUAGUUGGUUUUCGUGCUUCAUCCGAGUUGCAUAAAGAAAUGUUAGCUAUUUUAACGGCGCUAACGGAAAUUAUACGCGAACGCGGCGGCACCGAGUCAUCCACUGAGUAUUUCAUACUGCUCAUGGAGCAAAUUGAGGCCAGCACGGAAGACAAUGAUAUCAUUGCUGGGAUUUCGUUGCUGUCUAUGGGCAUCAAAUCGGUGCCAGAUGCGGUGUUGCGCAAACGUUUUGGCGAGACCGCACAAACGUUUUUAGCGUGCUUGCAACGCUUUAUGGAGUCUAAUAAUCAGAAUAUUGUCAAAUAUAUAAUUGGCUGCUUGUCCGUGUUGCUUUGCGCGCAAGACUACAUGACGUGGACUUAUUCUUCGAAUUGGCAAUAUAUUGACGCUAUACUCUCAUUUACUAUAUAUUCGAAGCCUAAGGUACGAAAAGCAGCUCAACAUGCCAUUGUGUCCAUCGUACAUGGCAGCUCAUUCAUGCGUCCUGCCAAAGAUGAAGAAGAAGAAGGAGAGGACAAUACUACUGUGGAGCAGCCAAAAGUGACAAGCCACCCAGCCAGCAGUCGUAUAACAAAAUUCUGUUUGAACCAAUUUAAACCCGAGGUGUUGACCAACUCACAAACAACGGUACUGCAUACGCUAACACUGCUCAAAGACAUUUUGAGUGGACUUAAAACGGAAGACAUUCGCUCGAUUUGCGAAAAUUUACUUUCUAUUAUGACCGCUGCUAACGUGCUCAUACGCACCACUUGCUUCCAAACUCUGCACGCGCUUUUUGCCUCACGCACGACCAAUUUGAAUGGGCCAUUAUGCGCUAAGUUGCUGGCUGCCAUACAUGAGUAUCGCCCCGAUCGCGCUGAUGUGCGUCAAACAAUAGCUUGGAUUACGGUGCUAAAAGAGGGGCACAUUCAUCUUGCCUCGUUGGAUUUGAAUUUAUGUAUGAAUGCGUUACCGCGUUUUUUCGAAAUCUGCGCCACUGAUUUGUGGAUGUCCGAACGCGCGGAAAUCAUUAAUAGCGUGUCGAACUGCAUUAAGGAGUUGUUAUACGAAUGUGUCAAGUCGGCUUGCGAGUCACCAGAAAAGGCUGAAGUUUAUCGCAUACCAAUCAUACGAAUCAUCGCUUCGCUUGAGAAGGUGCUAAGCGCGCCCUUCGGUGAAAUGGCCAAACAUGUUAUACUCAUAUUCACAAUUGUUUUUGAAGUUUGUGGCAAGUAUUUUAGCAAAGAACUCGCACCCUCACUACUCACGCUAUCGAAGCGCUACGACACACAAAGCGCUUUGCGUGUACAAAUAGAGCACUCCAUAAUAGCGGCGAUACAAUCCAUGGGCCUGGAGAAUGCUUUGAAAACGAUUCCACUAACAAAUAGCAAGGGUGAGGUUUUGCUAGAACGUUCAUGGCUCUUACCGCUGAUGCGAGAGGGCACCAAAGGCGCUUCUUUCAAGUUCUUCAAGGAGUUUGUUUUGCCCUUGGCUUUGGACUGUAACAACAAAUGGCAUAAGUAUGCUCAAGAAAAGCAACAGUCGCUGUCACAUACCUUCGAGUUGUUGUGUUGCCAACUGUGGGGUCUUUUCCCAGGUUUCUGCCGAGAGCCAGUAGAUCCAGAAAACCUACGCUUAAUUGCGCCUACUCUAGGCAAUGCCUUGGAUAAUAAUCCAGAGUUCCGUGCACCAAUUUUCGAUGGUUUGACUGAGUUGAUUUUGAAUGAGGAGAGUGCGGAAAUCAAAGAAGUCUUGGCAAAGUACUCCAAAAAUUUCCUACCCCGUUUAUUCAAUAUAUACGCGCAAAAGCCCAAUGGCACAUACGAGGCGGAUUUGCGCAAAAAAGGAUUGGAUGUGAUAAAGUUGUACCUGACAAGAACACCUGAAGAUGUGCUGAAGGAGCUUUUCGAGACUGCAAAAACACAGCUGUCCAGCACGACUGUUGGCACAUUUGAGUACGACGCUAUUUUUGAUAUCAACGCUGUGCUGCUAAUCUUCCAAACUUGCGAAGUUAUACGCGUUUUCUUCGAAGCCUUUAUUGUGCCCGUUUUGAAGAACGAGAAGUCUAAGCUGGUGGCUAAAGAUGAACAGAAACUGAAAAAGCAGCAACGUCGGACAUAUGAGCUUCUUCGUGAUAUACUCACAUCAGACGCGGCUUCUUGUCAGAAAUUCGCUCGUAAGAAUAGCAUUGCCUUGCAGAAAUUGAUUUUAGAUGCAUUUGCCACGAGUUGUGCCGUCUGCCAGGCAGCGCGUUUGAGAUGCCUGAAAAUUCUUAUUGAAAGCCGCAAAUCGCUAACUGUGAAUGACAAAAUCGUUAUGAAAACGAUACCAGAAGCUGUGAUCUCUUAUAAGGAAUUCUCAACGCGCAAAGAAAAUGUGUCGGAAGAACUUAUAAUAUUUUUGGCCAAUCUAUACCAGGAAGCCGGUAAACUGAAUGACUUUGUCGAUAUACUAACAGCCGGUUUUGCCGGUGACGACUCGCUAAUCACAAACACAAUACUGGCCUUCCGUACGGUUGUGCAGCAGCAGGGCAAAAACUUAACCAUUACCACACUUGAAUUCAUAAUGGAACAAAUUCUGGUAUUUCUGGUGCAGAAAGCACGCACACAAGCCGAGGCUGCGGUGGCGUUUCUGAUCACAUUUAUAAAAGUGAUGCCCUCACCUUUGGUAGCCAAUCAUUUGCAAACAAUUAUGAAAUCCAUGUCCGCCAUGUCCAAAGACACCAAACGUUAUUGUCGCAUACAAAUCGGCUAUUUGUUGAAGAAACUCUGCAAGCGUUUCACUGCCGAGGAACUAAUCAAAUUUGUGCCCGGCGAUGAUGAAGUAACACAUCGGCGUCUGAAGAAAAUACGAAAGCAAAUACGUCGUGAAAAUAGAAAGCAAUUAAACGAAAAGGACAAGAACGACGAAGAUGACUCAGAAGAUGACUUCGUUGCCGGGCUGGAAAAGAAAAGCGUAACUAUUGACGACAUAUUGGCUGAUUCGGAUUCUGAUUUGCCGGAAGAUAUGGAUACAAACGACGGUGUGCCUAAUAAAGCUGAGAAAAAGAAACAAAAACGAGGCGGCUCUACGUUCAUACGUGAAGAUCCGGAGGAUAUUGUUGAUUUGGCUGAUAUCAAAUCGAUUGGAAAUGUGCUAACAAAUCGGCCAGAUGAGUCUACAAACGUUGCCGGAGGCACAAAAACUAAGAAUAAGGAUCCAAAUCGUGGUUUUAAAACUGCAGAAGAUGGAAGACUGAUUAUAAGUGAUAAGGCACUGCGCGGUGCUGGCGGCGGCGGCGACGAUGAAAGCAGCAGCAGCGAUAGCGAUGAUGCUGACGACGAAGCUGUUGAAAAGAAAAGAGCGCCUAAACGCGGCAUGGAAGUUGACUCCAGUGAUGAUGAAGAGGAACUACCGGCAACCAGCCGCAAACGUAAGGCUCAAGAUGCAAUUAGCAUGCGUUCGGGUAAAAGUACAGCCUCAAAAUAUGUAGCCGGUGGCAAAGGUAUUCAUCGGCCCUUAGGCGCUGCGAGUGACGCGUUAUCCAUGAAAUCGGGCUACUCGGCGAAGUCGGCGAAAUCUGGCAAAUCUGCAGCAGCAUCUGCCUUUGCCGGUAGCGAGUAUACAACGAAGAAAGCUAAGGGAGAUAUGAAGAAGAAAGGCAAGCUCGAUCCUUUCGCAUACAUACCACUCAGUCGAAAUACGCUAAACAAAAGAAAACGAGCAAAACAUGCAGGCACAUUUAAGAACAUUGUAAAUGGCGCACGCAAAGGUGCUCUGAAAGGUGUUAAACAAAGAGUCGCUAAGCCUUACAAACAAUAAAACAAUAAAUCUAAUGCGAUAAACUUCAACUCUGUAAAUGUAUAUAAAAAAAAAUUAUCGUGCAGUUAAAAACAAUUGCGCUAAAUGUUACAAAUCAGACAGUGGCAAACAAUAAAACUAAAAAUCUCUAUUUAAAUUA